CCGGCCCCAGAGGGUUAUCGCGAGUCUUGGAAUAAACUUGCUGGUGCGAUUGCCAAAAGUAAGUUCUCGCGAGAGGUAGUUGGUUGCUAUAGUUGUCAAAAACAAACUGAGGCUGCUGCAGAGACCAAAGAAAACAGAGGGACUUUUCCCAGUUGGUGAUAUGGAGCAAGUGCCAUCAGCAGGCAGACUCGUGCAGAUCACCGUGACAGAGGGAUAUGAUUUGAAAGGUUUUAAAGGAGAUACUCCAGUUACCUUUAUUCGAGCAGAAUUCAAUCAAGUGGUUCUGGGAGACUCUGCAAAAAUUACUGUUUCUCCAGAAGGAAGUGCAAAAUACAACUUCACUAGCAGUUUUGAGUUUAAUCCUGAAGGAGGAAUCACUUUAGAUGACCUCGCUCACAAACCUGUGUUCUUAACUGUGACUGAAGUUUUACCAAAGGAAAAGAAACAGAAAGAAGAGAAGACCUUAAUUCUUGGUCAGGCUGUGGUGGACCUUCUUCCCUUACUGGAAGGACAGAGUUCAUUUCAAACAACAGUUCCAUUGCACCCUGUGCAAGGCUCACCCUUAGAAACUCCUAGAUCAAGUGCUAAGCAGUGCAGUCUUGAAGUUAAAUUAUUAGUGGCAGAGCCUUUACUGACCACAGCCCAGAUCUCAGGGGGCAAUCUACUGAAGGUCACGUUGGAGGCUGCUUACUCUGUGCCUGAAUCCUUCAUUCCAACAGGUCCUGGGCAGAACUACAUGGUCGGUCUGCAAGUUCCAUCACUUGGAGAGAAGGACUAUCCCAUUUUAUUUAAGAAUGGAACUCUGAAGCUUGGAGGGGAAAGGGAACCUGUUCCCCGGCCCAAAAAGUGGCCAAUUGCCAACAUUCUGGCUCCAGGAGCUAAUAACAUUCCUGAUGCAUUCAUUGUUGGUGGUCCCUAUGAAGAAGAGGAAGGAGAACUCAACCAUCCUGAGGACAGCGAAUUUAGGAAUCAAGCAGAGUGCAUAAAGAAAAGGAUUAUUUGGGACUUGGAAAGUCGCUGCUACCUUGAUCCUUCUGCAGUGGUCAGUUUUCAGAAGCGAAUUGCCGAUUGCCGGCUUUGGCCUGUAGAGAUCACAAGAGUUCCUCUGGUCACUGUACCCAAAGGGAAAGCUGGAAAAACUGAAAAGACUGAUGAAGAAGCUCAGCUUUCGUUUCAUGGUGUGGCUUAUGUUAAUAUGGUCCCAUUGUUGUAUCCAGGUGUGAAGAGAAUUCGGGGAGCUUUUCAUGUUUACCCUUACCUAGACAGUGUAGUUCAUGAAAAGACCAAAUGUUUAUUGAGCUUGUUCCGGGAUAUUGGCCAUCACUUGAUUCAUAAUAAUAAAAUAGGAGGAAUUAAUUCUCUGCUGUCCAAACAAGCUGUUUCUAAGAAUCUGAAAGAAGAUAAACCAGUGAAAGAAAAGGAUAUAGAUGGAAGGCCUAGGCCUGGGGAUGUGCAGGCACCUAGUAUAAAAUCUCAGAGCUCAGAUACUCCUUUGGAAGGUGAACCCCCUCUAAGUCACAAUCCUGAAGGACAGCAAUAUGUAGAAGCAGGGACAUACAUUGUGUUGGAAAUUCAGCUGGACAAAGCCUUGGUUCCAAAGCGAAUGCCAGAGGAGCUAGCCAGAAGGGUCAAGGAAAUGAUUCCUCCAAGGCCUCCUCUUACCCGUCGGACAGGAGGAGCUCAGAAGGCAAUGAGUGACUACCACAUACAGAUCAAGAAUAUUUCUAGAGCCAUUCUAGAUGAGUACUACAGAAUGUUUGGAAAACAGGUGGCCAAACUGGAGAGUGAUAUGGAUAGUGAAACCUUGGAGGAGCAGAAGUGCCAGCUCAGCUAUGAACUUAAUUGCUCUGGAAAAUACUUUGCUUUCAAAGAACAACUCAAGCAUGCUGUGGUAAAGAUUGUGAGAGAUAAAUACUUGAAGACAACAUCAUUUGAAAGCCGGGAGGAACUGCAGACAUUUAUUAGUGAGCUCUAUGUGUUCUUAGUAGAUCAGAUGCAUGUAGCCCUAAACCAGACCAUGCCAGAUGAUGUCCAAGGCACUGUUGCAACCAUUUAUACAAGCAGUGAACAGCUUCAACUCUUUGCAUUUGAAGCAGAAGUCAAUGAGAACUAUGAGAUGGCAGCAGCAUAUUAUAAAGAGAGAUUGGUCCGUGAGCCCCAGAAUCUGGAUCACUGGUUGGACUAUGGUGCCUUCUGCCUCCUAACUGAAGACAACAUCAAAGCACAAGAGUGUUUUCGGAAAGCCCUUUCCCUCAACCAGAGUCAUAUCCACAGCUUGUUGCUGUGUGGUGUCCUGGCUGUCCUGUUGGAGAACUAUGAGCAAGCAGAAAUUUUCUUUGAGGAUGCUACUUGCUUGGAACCAACUAAUGUUGUAGCCUGGACUUUACUUGGUUUGUACUAUGAAAUUCAAAACAAUGAUAUUCGAAUGGAAAUGGCAUUUCAUGAGGCCUCCAAACAGCUUCAGGCACGGAUGCUUCAGGCACAAGUAACAAAGCAAAAGAGCACUGGUGUUGUAGAAGACACUGAGGAAAGAGGGAAGAGAGAAUCUAGUUUAGGCCCUUGGGGAAUCACAAAUGGUUCUGCAACAGCAAUCAAGGUGGAAGCCCCAGCAGGACCAGGAACUGCAUUAUCUAUUCCAGACAAAUUUCUUGAAGAAUCCUCCAAACUGCAGUCUGAUUCACAAGAACCCAUUUUGACUACACAAACUUGGGAUCCAAGUAUAAGCCAAAAACCAUCUAACACAUUUAUCAAGGAGAUACCAACAAAGAAAGAAGCAUCAAAAUGUCAAGAUUCAUCAGCUCUUCUGCAUCCCGGCCUUCAUUAUGGUGUUUCUCAAACUACCACCAUCUUCAUGGAGACCAUACGUUUCUUGAUGAAAGUCAAGGCUGUGCAGUAUGUGCACAGAGUGCUUGCACAUGAGCUGUUAUGCCCUCAAGGAGGCCCCAGCUGUGAAUAUUACUUGGUGCUGGCCCAAACACACAUUCUUAAGAAGGACUUUGCCAAGGCAAAGGAAUACCUUCAACAAGCAGCCCAGAUGGACUACCUGAACCCCAAUGUCUGGGGCCUGAAGGGCCAUCUCUAUUUUCUGAGUGGAAAUCAUUCUGAGGCCAAGGCAUGCUAUGAACGAACCAUUAGCUUUGUAGUGGAUGCUUCUGAGAUGCACUUCAUCUUCCUGAGACUGGGGCUCAUCUAUCUGGAAGAGAAAGAGUAUGAAAAGGCAAAGAAAACCUAUAUGCAAGCCUGUAAGAGAUCACCUUCAUGCCUUACCUGGCUAGGACUGGGAAUCGCCUGCUAUCGGCUGGAGGAGCUCACAGAGGCUGAGGAUGCUCUUUCUGAAGCCAAUGCAUUGAACAACUACAAUGCUGAAGUAUGGGCAUAUCUGGCUCUGGUCUGCCUGAAAGUUGGACGGCAAUUAGAAGCUGAGCAGGCCUACAAGUACAUGAUCAAGCUGAAAUUGAAAGAUGAGGCUCUGCUUGCAGAGAUCCACACACUACAGGAAACAGUUGGCUUUGGAAAUCCAUCUUUCUGAUACCCCUCCAGCUGAACAAUUUUCUGCAUGGGACUCUGAGUUCCUUUCCUUCCCAGAGAGUUUUACCGUAUGAAGCCUGGAGCUGGAGAACGAAAGAAUCUUCACUAUAAACAGAGAUCCAUUCAUUUAUUUCCAUUGGCUGUGUUACUGGAUGUUUUACUGGUUGACGAGAAACUGGGUCACAAUAAAAAAAUGGAGAUAUGAAACUCAAAA
Gorilla gorilla gorilla (western lowland gorilla) is the source of this 3742-nucleotide messenger RNA. RefSeq names its product cilia and flagella associated protein 70 (gene CFAP70). The record is from RefSeq and is a predicted model, not a curated record. Gene Ontology annotation, biological process: cilium movement; cilium assembly. Gene Ontology annotation, cellular component: extracellular exosome; motile cilium. Gene Ontology annotation, molecular function: protein binding. Lineage: Eukaryota; Metazoa; Chordata; Mammalia; Primates; Hominidae. The transcript has 28 exons. Bases 161 to 3529 code for a protein of 1122 amino acids.